Messenger RNA from Oncorhynchus keta (chum salmon), 2628 nucleotides. RefSeq names its product cell adhesion molecule 2-like. The record is from RefSeq and is a predicted model, not a curated record. The transcript is spliced from 7 exons. NCBI's taxonomy places the organism in Eukaryota, Metazoa, Chordata, Actinopteri, Salmoniformes, Salmonidae. Bases 40 to 831 code for a protein of 263 amino acids.
CCAGAGCGACCAGAGAUCACAGGGUUCACAAAGCCAGCCAUGGAGGGAGAUGAGAUCACUCUGAUCUGCACCACAUCUGGCAGCAAGCCUGCGGCACACAUCCGCUGGUUCAGAAACGACAAGGAAGUAACAGGCACUAAGGAGGUCAACGCCACAGGGAAGUCAUUCACAGUGAAGAGCACUCUGCAGCUGCAGGUGGAUCAGAGUGAUGACGGGGUGGCCUAUACCUGCAGUGUGGAGCACGUGUCUCUUUCUUCCAACCCUUACCAGGUCACAGAGGUCCUGGAGGUCCAUUACGCCCCCCAUGUGGAGAUUUCCCACUCCGUGAUCAUCCCUCAGGAAGGACAGUACUUUAAGCUGGAGUGUGUCUCCAAAGGGAACCCACUACCAGAGCCAGUGUUGUGGUCUAAAGAUGGAGGGGAGCUGCCUGAUAUAGAGAGGAUGAUCGUAGAGGGCAGGGAACUCACCAUCACCGCCCUCAACAAGACAGACAACGGCACAUAUCGCUGUGAGGCCAGUAACUACCUGGGGACUAGUGGAGCUGAAUAUGUCCUGUUUGUAUACGCCAAAGACUUACCAGAGCCCACCACAGAUCCCAAUGCACCAGGACAGCAGGACCCUGACCAUGCAUUAAUUGGAGGUGUUGUGGCUGUGGUUGUGUUCAUCACCUUGUGUUUGAUCAUAGCUCUGGGGCGGUAUCUGGCUAGGCAUAAAGGGACGUACCUAACACACGAGGCUAAAGGAUCCGAGGAUGCCCCUGACGCAGACACGGCCAUCAUCAACGCAGAGGGGAACCACGCAGCAGAGGAGAAGAAAGAGUACUUCAUUUAGAGCUUUCCGUUUCGUCCCGUCUCCUUUAUGUUUCCACCUCUGUUCUUCUUUCUGUCUGAUUUGUUUCUUUCACCAGAGGCAGGGGCGGACUAGGACCAGAUAUCGGCCCGGGCAUUUCAAACGCAUCAGCCCAUUUGUUUCCUUGAGGCACCCACUAUUAAGCAAUUUUUUUUUUAUUUUUUAUUCUGGCCCACUGGCAUUUGCCAGAAUUGCCCUAUGUCCGGUCCAUCUCUGCCAGUCGACCAACACAGUCUGCAGUUGGCUCAGUGCUGCUGGGGCAGGAACCAGUUCUUAGUCCCCUCCACUCCUCUCCCGAAAGAGAAAGCUCAAGUUUGGUUUUACUGGUCGGUUUUAACAAGCAAAUCGAUAAAAAUGCUGCCUUGUUUUUACUGCAAGUGUACUCCGCUACUUGUACUCAGUGUUUGAAAAAGAGCAGAUCCUGUUUCAGUCAAGUUUUUAACACCCAAACCUUUGUUAGUUGUCAUGUUUUAUUUGACAUUUCCUAAAUAUACAGACCGUUUUCAAUCUGCUUCUGACACGUUUGUUUAAACUCUUUUUUGGGGUGGGGGGGAUUUUGUGUCCCCUACUCCCCUCACCAUCCCUGUUAUAUACCUUUUGCAUAUAUUUCUAUCAGGAAGCGGAAAGAAAUGUGCUUCACCUGACUCCGGAAAACACUGGCUUAUGCCGAUAAUUAUGCUUUUCUGAGAAGAAUAUGUGAAAUGUAUCAAUGUGAACGACGUGAUGGGGCUUAGUUGCAACUGUAAAAAUGGUAUUGGGUAUGAGAGGCACACAAUUAGGCUCUCAUGUUGUGGAAAACGAUGGACGUACAAAAAAAAACGGAAUAGUUCUUGACACACACAAAAAAAAAACAAUGUUAAAAAAUAAAAUGUUUAAAAAAAAAUAAAAGUUGAAUUAAAAAACAAAAAUGAAGCACAAUCCGUAUGAUUGUUUCUGUUCGAAUGUGGAUAUUAUAUGAUAUCCUCUUUUAGCUUUAUUUGUAUAUUAGUAUAGGCCAUAGUCUCAUCUCAUAUAGAAAGAAACCACAGAGAGAAUCAAAUGUAUAAUAAAAGCACAAAACAGAGAAAUACUUCUGCAAUUCUGCAAUUCAUUAUCUCAGGAUUCAAUACGAGUCUAAAUUCACUGAUGUUUUUAAGACCAAUUGAUUGGAGAUUUGGGGGAACCAGGAUUCAAUGUGGCUGCGGGUUGUCAAGGGCCGUUCGACCCGAAAAUCGUAUUCACAGUAAACGCUGCAGGUGGGGAAUCAAGGCAGAGGUUUUUACAGCUGAUGUUUGUCAGACCAGGAGACAUUCCCGGGAAAAAAAAAUGGGUUUCUUCUCGCUAAACAAAAAUAAAAAAACGUCUUUAGCGUCCGAACGGUUGGGACCUGCUAACUCCGUUCUGCUCGUCUGAAAAGGUAACCCAUAAAACUGAAUGCUAGUAUGGUUAAGUGCCAACAAAUAUAAGGAGAUAAAUAUGUGUCAAAAUAAAUAAAAAUAAAAAUAAUAAUAUUUCCAGAACUUUCUUAAAUAAGUCUCCUAGAUAUAGGACAGACAACCUUAUUCCUCAUGAUCUCCACCCGGCACAGCCAGAAGAGGACUGGCCUCCCCACAUAGCCUGGUUCCUCUCUAGGUUUCUUCCUAGGUUUUGGCCUUUCUAGGGAGUUUUUCCAAGCCACCGUGCUUCUACACCUGCAUUGCUUGCUGUUUGGGGUUUUAGGCUGGGUUUCUGUACAGCACUUUGAGAUAUCAGCUGAUGUACGAAGGGCUUUAUAAAUAAAUUAGAUUUGAUUUGAUGAUA